CUCCCCUCUCCUCCCUCUCCCUCUCCCUCUCCCUCUCCCUCUCUCUGUCUCUCUGUGAGGAGGAUGUCUAAGCCAGGCAGCUCAGUAGGAGGCCCAGCGGCAGCAGCAGUAGCUGAUCCAGAGGUGAUGUUCCAGGAGCCUGGUCCCACCGUCUCCUUCUCUAGACUACACUACUCUGUCAUGGAGAGCAGAGGACCCUGCCACAAGAGAGGACCUGAGAAACACAUCCUCAAAGACGUCAGCGGCAUCAUGAGACCAGGGAUGAACGCCAUCAUGGGGCCGACAGGAAGUGGAAAAACAUCUCUCCUGGAUGUGAUAGCAGGUCGUAAGGACCCAGCAGGGUUGAAGUUUGGUCAGGUUCUGGUGGAUGGGAAGAUGGUGGACAGCGACCUCCGACUCAUAUCUGGCUACGUGGUGCAGGAUGACGUAUUGAUGGGAACCCUGUCAGUAAGAGAGAACCUGUUGUUUAGUGUGAACCUGAGACUGGACCCUAGACAUCAUUCUACAGCCGACAAAAAGCACAGAGUAGACGGCAUCAUCCAAGACCUGGGACUACAGGACUGUACCCACACCAAGAUAGGAACAGAGUUCCUGCGUGGUGUGUCUGGGGGAGAGAGAAAGAGGUGCAGCAUCGGUAUGGAGCUCAUUACUUCUCCUUCUCUUCUGUUCCUGGAUGAACCCACCACCGGUCUAGACUCUAACACUGCUAACCAUAUCAUCAGCCUACUGCACAGGCUCUCUAGAAGAGGUCGGACUAUCAUCUUCUCCAUCCAUCAGCCUCGUUACUCAAUCUUCAGCCGCUUUGACCACCUGACCCUGAUGCACCGUGGAGAGGUGGUGUACGCUGGAGCUGCCGGCAAGGCCCUGGGCUACUUUACUGACCUGGGGUAUCACUGUGAGCCGUUCAACAACCCACCUGACUUCUUCCUAGACAUCACUAACGGAGAGGCUCAGUCUACACUGGACAUCACUUCAUUUAACUACAAUGGUGAGGAGAAGAGUGACAACAGAAACCUUCUGGCAGUGAGCUACAGACAGUCUUCUCAGUACCAGAGGGUGGUGGAGGAGCUGGACCAUGUGACGCAGGGUCUGGAAGGAGGGGUUGGAGGUCAGGGACAGAAGGCUGACUACGUCACCUCCUUCUGGUACCAGAUGAGGAUAGUUUGUGGUCGUACGGUGAUGAACUCUCUCCGGAAUCCCCAGACGUCGUAUGCUCAGCUAGCCCUCAACAUCUUCUUUGCUCUGCUGGUUGGCCUCAUCUACUACCAGAUACCCCUGACUCUACCUGAGGCCCUACAGAACAGGAUGGGAGCAUUCUUUUUCCUUAUCAUCAACAUGGUGUUUGGGAAUCUUUCAGCUGUGGAACUCUUCAUCAAUGAGAGAGCUCUGUUCAUCCAUGAGAACUCUAGUGGGUACUACCGUACGUCCGUCUACUUCCUGUCUAAGAUAUUCGCUGACCUCAUCCCCAACCGCAUUGUCCCGAUCCUCGUCUUCUCAGCCAUCGCAUACUACAUGAUGGGUCUGAAGCCAGCCUUCACAGCGUUCCUGCUCUUUACGCUGACCAUGUCCCUGGUCAGUCUAGCUGGGGUCAGUCUGGCGUUCCUGGUCUCAGCCUCAGUCUCCUCCUUCGCUAUGGCCAACAUCCUCAUCGCCCUACCUUUCGUCUUCAUGAUGGUGUUUGGAGGGUUCCUGGUCAACCUUAACUCCAUGUUGUCCUGGUUGUCAUGGCUGAAAUGGAUCAGCAUCUUCCGCUACGGACUAGAGGCUGUGACCAUUAAUGAGUUUAAAGGACAGAUCUUCUACAGCAACACCACCAUUCUUCCAGGGGAGGUGUACCUGGAGACCCAGGGUAUAGACUACAGUACCUGGGGUUUCUGGCAGAACCAGGUAGCUCUGGCUGGGAUCAUAACGGUGUGUAUGGUCUUGGCCUACAUACAGCUCCGACGGAUCAACCGCUGGAAGUAACACACACACACACCGCAGUAGAAUCAGAUAGAACCUUCCGGAACAACGUGGACUAUGAAGAGACACACACACCGCAGUAGAAUUAGAUAGAACCUUCCGGAAGAACGUGGACUAUGAAUUAACACACACACACACGUACAUUUUAACAUUGUUGUAUGGUGGUAUUGUACAUUUUGUGUUGUAGAAAUGUAGCGGUGUAAUAAUGUUUUAUGAUGUACGGUUUUAUCAAAAUUGUUCUGUCUAAUUUUUGUGUGUGAUGUGCCUUAGUACAGUCUAAGCCCGGUCUAUGCAGGGGGGAGGGGUUCUACUGAGCUAUAUGGAAUUGUUUUAAGAAAGUCCUAUCAAGUAUCAUUUUG
Molecule: messenger RNA, 2321 nt
Organism: Coregonus clupeaformis (lake whitefish)
Lineage: Eukaryota; Metazoa; Chordata; Actinopteri; Salmoniformes; Salmonidae
Product: broad substrate specificity ATP-binding cassette transporter ABCG2
Exons: 15
Coding region: 64-1965 (633 amino acids)
Cellular component (GO): plasma membrane
Molecular function (GO): ATP binding; ABC-type transporter activity; ATP hydrolysis activity
Source: RefSeq, a predicted model, not a curated record